Molecule: messenger RNA, 1650 nt
Organism: Suillus fuscotomentosus
Lineage: Eukaryota; Fungi; Basidiomycota; Agaricomycetes; Boletales; Suillaceae
Exons: 7
Coding region: 1-1650 (549 amino acids)
Source: RefSeq, a predicted model, not a curated record
AUGAAUUGCGUAUCCGAUAACCGUAUUUUCGGUCUACGCAAAUUCGCUAGUCGCGUCCGCACAACAACGCUUCAUCAGACUUUGCCCUUCGCUCACCAACCAACUAUGAGCUAUAUUUUUCCUGACGACGACUUCAACUCCAACACGAAUCACAUCAAUAGCAGUGGGCCUGCUUAUUUCAUGGCUGCGGGAACUCUCAAAAUUCCAACAACUGACCCUCCUGAUGCGUUUGGUGGAAAUGCGCGCUCAUUUGAUGAUAUCGACUGGGAGGACCUGUCUCUUUACACGAUGCCAUUGUCAAAGGAUGAAUUGGAGGCCAUCAAUACGGGGACCUCGACUCUCGCAGACCCGUCACCUGAUGCAGAUGAAUCUGCGAUUCCAUCUCGCACGCCAUCACCUGAAGGAAACUUAAGGUCAGAUCCUCUUCAUAAUGCAAAUUCAUCUACCUGGGCAGCACGUAACCCGACCCAUGCCACAAUCCAUCCACGGACCCCACCCCACCGGCUAUCAGAUGCUCAAAAAGCAUCUCGAAAGAUUAAGAGGGACCAAAAGACAGAGGCGUCAAAGGACUUACACAAUGCUCUAACCAUACACCUGGACGGCCACAAAAUGAAAAUAGAUUCCCUCGCGCGUGCUCACAACGUCACUCCCAAGUAUAUCGACGACUUGAUUAGCAAUCACACGAAGUUUCACACAUCACGCAAGGUCCAGUUGAGUAACGCCCUCGUCCACGCCAAGGCCAAGGAGAUGAACUCCGAUCAACUUGCCGGCUCUCGAUAUACCUUAGUCGAGCUACGCAAGAUGGUCGACGAUGACUCUCGGAUUAAAAAACUGACAAAGGACGAAAAGGCUAGUUAUAUCACGGCUCUCGAGGAGCAUCGCAAGCAGAAGGUAGCUAGUGUGCGAGGAAACAAUAUCGCUGCUGCAAGAGAUGUUCUACUCACAACGGAAAGAAUUGUCAAAGAGCUCAACGACUUACGUGUUCGCACCGGGACCUACGCGACUUUAUUUGUUGUUCACGGACACGUCAAUGACACCAUUCAAAGCUCGAUGCAUGGUACAGACAAUUCAGAAGACUUCUGGGAAGAUGUGUACGACCUUCCGAUGGCUGACUAUCUUCGACAGUAUGAACAGUGGGCGUGUACACAAAAUCAAAAUCUAAAUGAGCGCGAUUCAUUAGAACUCGUGCGCAAGCAAGUUCGAAAACUGAUUAUCCGUGGACUGAUUUCGGUGACCGGCAAGAAAGAUAUUGCCAUGAACUACAAGAACUACAAGACUGCAGUCGUCGAAACCUAUGCUGUCCAGCUGAUAGGAUGGCCCUCCAGCAUUCAGUUCGUCAGCAACAUUCGCAAGCUUCGAGACGCUCUCAAAGCUCGAACAUGCUACUGGGCUCCCCUUACAUCAGCCGAGGUCAAAGCUCACACAGCAGAACUGGACACACGCCGUUCUGCAGGCGAAGUGGUUCGGCAGCCACGCAAAAAGCGUUCCAACGCUGGCGUCUCUCGCAAGCGCAAGCCUUUGCCAAUUGCGAACAAAGAGAACGACAGACCCCCCAAGAAGGUAAAAAGGAACUCUGCGGGCCAUCAUGAUGGUCCCAAAAGCGCAGAAUUUAUUGAGUCGUCUGACGAGGAAGAGGCUGAGGACUCAUAG